Messenger RNA from Dromiciops gliroides (monito del monte), 4352 nucleotides. RefSeq names its product ER membrane associated RNA degradation (gene ERMARD). Lineage: Eukaryota; Metazoa; Chordata; Mammalia; Microbiotheria; Microbiotheriidae. The record is from RefSeq and is a predicted model, not a curated record. The coding region runs from base 828 to 2879 and encodes 683 amino acids. The transcript is spliced from 18 exons.
ACAGGAAGUGCUGGAGGUAGAGGAAAACAGGAGAGGAAGGAUAUCAGCUGUGAUAUUAGUUGGUCUCGCGAGAGGUCCUUGUUUUAGGGCCCGGGGUACCGUGUUGUGAUGGAGCCGGCGAUUGGGCUCUUCUGUCCUGUGGUAUGGUCAGCCGGGGACUGAGAAACCAUCUCGAAACCCCGGCCGUACAGAUUUGGCGACUCCCAGGAUCGCGGCUCCCGCAGCUCCACCUGCUAAGCCGGGAGCAUGUGUUUGCGUGGGCCAGUUUGCAUACACCGCAUGGGCUCCCCCUCUUUUUGGGGUCACGGCCCCCUGUGGCAGUCUGGUGAAGCCUGUGAAACCCUGCUCAGAAUAAUGGUGUUGUUUUAAAGUGCAGGAUGGAAGGAAGGGCUAGCUUACAGUUAGAGGUCAGUGAAAAUAAAGACGUAAUCGCUUCUUUCCCGUCCUUGUUCACGGAUCCCCCGAAAUCCCCCACGCACCCUGUGGAGGGUCUGUGGAUCCCAAGUUAAGAAUCCUUGGGCCAGAGGCUGGAGGCAUCAGGACAUCGCGAGUUCAGUGAAAGCGGCAGUUUGACCAUCUUCACCCCCUUCUCUUUAGACGUUGUCCGCGGGAGGACUGGGCUGCUUUGAAGAGCCCGAAUCAGUAUUGGUUUUGUUUGGGAUUGAACUAGGGGCUACAGUAGCUUGUGCAUGUUGGAGUUUCUUCCUUCCAAAAGAUUUGCGUUGGCCUGCUUGGGAGUCUAAAAGAGCAUUUAUUUAUUAAGGGCUUACCAUGUGCCAGACUUUGUGCUAAAAGCAAAAGCACCAUUCUGGGCCUCAAGAUUUUCCAUGCUAAUGGAGAUGUUAAUAACUGACUCCAUCACUACAUGCCUAUCUCCCCCAGUAUAUGACAUGAUUUGUAGACUUGGGUUUGAAGUAAAAGAAAGCCAUGACAUCCACAGUAUCGUAUCUCAACAUGGUGAAGUAUGUUGGAAAACACUUGCUGAAUGUAUGUGCUAUACAGAUUCAGAAGGAAAAGAUGUGGAUUACUUAAAGAGUGUGAGCCUCUUGGGGCCUGUAUGUGAAGCUGUUCACACUCAUAUAUAUUCCCUGACUAAGGCACAGUUUGAAGUGCAAUAUGCCAUUUGGUUCCAGUGGACAAAUUUUCCAGAGCUAUUUCCUGAAAUAUUUGUUGCUUUGAAGAGUAUGCAACCUGCAGCUAUUCAUCUUAGCUUAAUGAAACUAACAUCAUGUCUGGAACGAGCUUUGGGAGAUGUGUUUUUAUUAAUUGGAAAGGAAUGUCCAUUUCUUUUAAGAGACUUACUUGUAUCUAAGGAGCUUGCUGAAGUGUUUGGACAAUCUGUGAUGAAUAUCCUCAGAGUAUUUAUUGGUUCUCCCUGUGGACUCAAUCUGCGUAAUAUUUUGUGGCAUGGAUUUGCAUCUCCUCAGGAAAUUCCUCCAAAAUAUUGCUCUAUGCUGGUGUUGUUGACGGCAGGAUUGGGACAACUAUUAAAAAAUUAUCUUCAGCAAACCAAUUUCACAUUUGUACAUCGGCCUUUUCUAACUUUUAUACACUUAAAGGAAUUGAUCAUUUUUCCUGAUAUUAACGAUGAAGUACUGUCAGUAGUUGAAGAACUAAUAAAGAAAUCUACUUUUGUGUUGAAAAUCAUGAUCCCAUUUUGGGAAGCUAUAGUAAUGAAAUUCAGAUCACACAGAUAUGCUGACUGUAUAAUACUGUUACUGACACAGCUGGAAACUGGACUCCGAAAACUCUUUACCACACUUAAUAAAUGUCCAAAAAGAUUUUUAACAGCAGAGUCUACAGCUUUUUACACCACCUUUGAUGAAAUAUUAGCAAAACAACUGAGUGAUGAUGAAAUCAAUCAUCUUCCUCUUUUCCUUGGAGAACCUGCUAUGGAGUUUCUUUGGGAUUUCUUGAACCAUCAAGAAGGCCCCCGUGUAAGAGAUCGCUUAAGCCAUGGGGAGAUCAACUUAAAUGACUUUCCGAAGGAGAUCACAAAUCAGCUACUUGCCUUUUCCAUUGUACUCUUACUCAGAUUUGUUGGAGGAGAUGUGUUAUCAUUUUCUAAGGAGAAUGCAUCAAUCAGAACUUUAAUCAGCUGUGCAAAUUGCUAUUGUUCCCAGUUCCAUCCAGUUUCUCAGCUUAAAAAAAAGAUUCUUUAUUGUGAGAAAAGCAUCCGAAUAUGGCCUCAGCUUCCAUUAGUGCCAGUGGAACAAAUUCAGGAAACAACUAGAUUAGAAGGCAAUUCUGAAACCAGUGAUUGCUAUAAUUUGAUCAUAAAAAUUUCCUCUGAGCUCCAACAUUACAUGCCCCCCAGUGACUGUAAUUUGAGUAAUUUACUGGAUAAUCCUCCCACAGAAAAGUGGUCCCUUUUGCUUCAUGAGCUUUGCAGCAAACGCAUCAGAACUUUAUAUUGUCCAAGGUCUGUCCUUGAAGUCCUUGUUAUUCUUCAGAAAAUAAGUGCACAUUGCCAUCUAGUGUCUGAGCAGAUUAUUGCCACUACAGAAAUACGAUUUAAACAGUGGAUACAAAAGACACUUCGGUCUCGCCAGAGACAGAACUUUCUACGCAUGUUAAACAGUAUUAAGCUUUUGUCUCCUGUACUCCAGCUAAUAUUAUUGCUGAUCACACUGGAAUUAGUCAACAUUCAUAUUGUCAAUGAAAAAAAUGCUUGUGAAUACCGGCAGUAUUUAAAGUUCUUGAAGUCAAUCUUGCAGUACACUGAGAACUUGGUGACUUAUUCCAACCAAGAAAAAAACAAAUGGGAUGAAUCCAUCAAUAUCACACAUCAAGUUUUAGUAAAAAUAUGGUCUUUUAGUGAGAAAAAGCAAAUGUUAAUACACUUAGCCAAGGAAUCCCCAAAUAAAGUUAUUUUAUGAAAAUUCUAAUGAGUGAAAGGCUAAUAGUGUGAUAGUUUUCUCUUUAGUAGUUUCCUCUUAGGUUGAAAUAUUUUGGAAGCCUAAUGUGUAGUUUCCUAAUUUUUAUUUAUUUAUUUUUUUGGUGGGGCAAUGAGGGUUAAGUGACUUUCCCAGGGUCACACAGCUAGUAAGUGCCAAGUGUCUGAGGCCAAAUUUGAACUCAGGUCCUCCUGAAUCUAGGGCCGGUACACCACCUAGCUGCCCCUCCCAAUCUUCUUAAAAUUUCAUGUUACUAAUAUUGCCUAAGUCUUGUAAACCCUUCAGUCAUUUUUUUGAUUGCAGGAGUGGCAAGAAGAUAUGAGACCUCACAUUUUGUUCUAACAGUACCUUUCCUCAAGUCAUUUACAUAGCUACAUGUUGAUAAUGUCAAGACAGAUAAUUGCCCCUAAAUCUGAAUUUCUAUGUUCUUUUUCAUCUGAGAGGCUCAGAGUACUAUAUAAACAUUAAUUUAUUGAUCCUCUUACACUUUGAGUUUUGUGGGGAAACAAAUCUCAUUCAUUUAAUACUCAUUUCAUAUUUGAAAGUGGGAAGCCAAGACUGAGCUAGGACAGGAAUCCAAGUUACCCAGCUUCCCCUAAGAAAAACCAACUAGUAAACUUUACUAGUCCUAGUUACUUUUCUUCCUACAGGACUUGAAAUUCAGUCUCACAGGACUUUUUGUGGAAAACACAUAUAAAAGUUCAGUAUGGAAUCCCAUAUGGGGUAUGUGAAUGACAGGGUGAAUGAUGUCUGAUUGAAGUUGACUAGAAAAAAACGUCUCAACUAAUGAGUUGCCUCUUAUUUUCCCAAAAGAUCAUUCCAGAGCCAAAGCAAACUUAGGGCUUUUUUGGAUUACGUCCACAACAAAAACACAAAGUCUCCAUGCUUCUCAGUUACCUUACCAGCAGUUGCAAAAGUAUAUAGAAAACUAAUGCUGCUUAGCAUUUGGAUUGGGGAAGGGCAACUAGCAGAAUAGGUGGUGAGAAUUUAGAAAUGUCACUGUUUUUGCUAAAUAUUGCCAUCUGAACCUGUCUAUUGUAUUUUAAGUCAAAUCAUGAAAUCUUUUAAUCACUUUUAAUAGGAGGCAAAAAACCUCAGUUUAUAAAAGCAAAUGACCCAGUUGGGACAGUGGGAAAAAUACUGGCUUCUAAUACUAAUAUUUAUUAGUGUGACUUUGAAAAUUGAACCUCUUCAUGCCUCUGUAUCCUUAUCUAUUCAAGGAAGGGGAUUGGACUAGAUCGACGGUUUUAAACUCAAAUAGAAAUAGGAUAGGGCACUAAACCAUACACAAGGAUCCUCACGAGCCACAUACCAACUUAGAAACACAUGUUCUGUGUUCUAUUGUAUUUUUACUUAUUGUGUUAAAUGGUUCCCAGUUACAUUUUUGUUUUGUUUUGCGGGGCAGUGAGGGUUAAGUAACUUGCCCAGGGUCACACAGCUAGUAAGUGUCAAGUG